UAACUAUGAAAACCUUGAUCAAAAUCACUACACAUUUAAUCAUAAUCCCUACAAAUAAAUUACUACUAUAUUCAAAUUACUACUAAUCUAAAACUAAACCCUAUUAGAAACAUAAAAUUUAAUCAUGAUCCCUACAAAUAAAUUACUACUACAUUCAAAUUACUACUAAUCUAAAACUAAACCCUAUUAGAAACAUAAAAUCAAACCCGUAGAGAAUAAUCACCACAAUCUGUAAAAUUCCUCCAGAUCUGAAUAUUACUGCUAUAUAUAAUUCUGGCGGCAUCGGCGUCGACGUCGUUGCGGCAUAAUCAGCCAUUAGAUUAACAACGUAAAAUCAAGCCAGUUGAGAGACAUUGCCGCGUUCAUCGGCGUCGCUACGGAGCCGCAGACUCGUUGCGAAAUCGACAUCGAUGUAGCGCGACGGCGGCGAGGUAGAGGGACGAGAGAAUGGGCUUCUCGUAGCGGCAGAAUUGACAUCGAUAUUCCCGGCUCCACCGCUUCCCCUUCCUGCUUUCGCACAGGCGAGACUUGGAUCUGGAACUCGCUCGGAGAGACGAAGAUGUUGAGUCCGGCCGGAUUGGACGACGACCACUUCAACGUCCAAACGAAUUCUAUAAAUCGCGAAAUAGCUAGUUAAUCACCCCAAGAAAAGUAAAAGCUCACUAUUUUGAGUUUUGACCAAGCUAAUUAGUGAACUGAUAGUAGAGAGGAGGUCCAAGAAAGAAGCUCAGAGAAAACGAAUUCUAGAAAUCGCGAAAUAGCUAGUUGGGCGUAGAAAACGCGUCGUCUCUUUCAACAGGCCAAAGGACGCAUCACCCUUCCUUCGCACGCCGCACGGAAACCCCCUCUUUCCCUUUUUUUAAUUAAUCACUGUAUUCUUUCCUGACCACAGGCUGAUGCAGCCGCCAGGAAGGAAGCCAUGGCAAUGACUUCCAUUGACUUAUCGCAACCAUUUCCCCCCUUAUAAAAACCCGCACACCAAAAAAAGCUUCACCCACCAAACCUAUCAUUCAAGCUCUUAACUCCCAUCUCUCAAAACUUCCCAACAAUCUCCCCUUGUUCGAUUCCACUCCUACUCCGAAGCUCACUCCUCUGUUUUCCCCCCUCCCUUCUCGUCCAAAAAUGAAGGUUGUGGUUCUUAAACUGGAUCUGCACGACGACAGAGACAAGCAGAGAGCGAUGAAGAGAGUCACCGGGAUUUCCGGGGUCGACUCGGUGUCGAUGGACAUGAAAGACAUGAAGAUGACGGUGGUGGGAAACGUGGAUCCGGUGGAAAUCGUGAGCAAGCUGAGGAAGCUGUUCCCGACGGAGGUGGUGUCGGUGGGACCGCCGAAGCAGCCGGAGAAGAAGAAGGAAGAGCCGCCGGCGGCGGCGAAGAAAGCAGAGGAAGGAAAAGACAAGAAGAACCCCGAGGCGCCUCCUCCUCCCGUUAUCUCCUACUACCCUCCUCAGGUCAACGGUGGUUACUACUACAAUCAAUACCCUUAUCAGCAGCAGAAAGGGUACGGGAAUUACCCUUACCACCAGUACGGCGGCGGCGCGCAAGUCGUCGGCGACGAUCCGAAUUCUUGCGUCAUUUGUUAGAUUGGAGAUCAAUUGCGUACGCGAAGAGUAAGGGCCGCCCCAAUUGGAGAUCAAUUAUGUAUAUAUUGAUGGUUAUUCGGGGUGUGGAGGAGGCUGUAACUAAGCUGAUAGUUACGGGGACUACAGUAAAUUUUUACCCUUUUUUUGGUUAUCGGUGAUGAGCCGAAAUUUAAUUUCUUUGAAAUGAAGCGAAAGGAAGCUUAAAUCGGUUAGCCUUCAUACUCAAAUUUUCUCGAGCUUCCCUUCCAAUUGUGGUGAACCGUUAUUUGUCAGCGUGGUUAGAGAUGAUUUUAUCGGUCAAUUGUCUGUUUGGCUGAAAAAGAGAAUGGCGGUAGAUUUGUCGAUUUGGCAAAAGACAAGGGGCAUAAUUAUCUGUUGGCUAAGAUAGGCUGAUGUAUUCUCAAU
Messenger RNA from Linum trigynum, 1989 nucleotides. The record is from the annotation of a GenBank genome assembly. NCBI's taxonomy places the organism in Eukaryota, Viridiplantae, Streptophyta, Magnoliopsida, Malpighiales, Linaceae.